Fusarium mangiferae is the source of this 162-nucleotide messenger RNA. Its product is annotated as putative TOM complex component Tom7. The record is from RefSeq and is a predicted model, not a curated record. Gene Ontology annotation, cellular component: mitochondrial outer membrane; mitochondrial outer membrane translocase complex. Gene Ontology annotation, biological process: protein import into mitochondrial matrix; protein insertion into mitochondrial outer membrane. Bases 1 to 162 code for a protein of 53 amino acids. Lineage: Eukaryota; Fungi; Ascomycota; Sordariomycetes; Hypocreales; Nectriaceae. The transcript is spliced from 5 exons.
AUGUUUGCCCUUUCCGAGGAGUCCAAGGAGCGCAUUGCCAAGCUCAUUGACGUUUCGCGCGUCGCCAUCCACUAUGGCUAUCUUCCUCUGAUCCUCUAUCUCGGCUACACCCGAAGCGAGCCCCGACCUUCAGUCAUCCGCCUUCUCUCUCCCCUCUCCUAG